CUUGUCUUCUUCACAACCAUUAUAUUUCGGCCCUAGGCUCCCGAAUUGUCUCGGUCUCCGAAGCCAUUUGAAAUCGUUAGGGUCCGACGGCAUCGAGCUCCCUGGCUAUCGACGGGUUGGUUGGCGUAUCUUAACUUCGGCUCCUGUUGACAUGGCGGGUAAAAUUACUGCAUCGGGAUUGUUCCAGAAAUACUACAACAUCCAUCCAUACAGCAUUCUACAAAAAACCAUAUUCGCCGGUCGUAUUGUUAUAAAUAACCCGUCAGAUUAUUAACUCACUACGUAAUUACAACAGACGCAGAAGCUCCAUCACGUUGCUUUUUAUUUUUAUUUUUAUUUUCCUAUUUACCUAUAUCAUUUUCGCCAUGCCCGCAGGUCUCGACUAUGGCAACCCCGUCUCUUCAGGGAAAUGAACGCGCAAUUGAGUACUUCCAACUGGGCCCGUUCACUGUUCCAAGACUGUUCAUCGGGUUAUGGCAGCUGUCAAGUCCAGCAUGGGGGUCUGCGAGUAAGUCGAAGAUAUUGAGCCAAUUCCAGAAACAUGUCGACUCGGGCUUUACAGCGUUUGAUAUGGCUGAUCAUUACGGCGAUGCCGAAAUUGUAUUUGGCGAAUUCCGGCUUUCAUACUCAGGGCCUAAAUCCAUCUUCUGCGCCACCAAGUACUGCGUAUUUGAGCAUAUCACAGUGACACCAGAUGGAAUGCGUGAUGCCGUCUCACAACGCCUGGCAAAUAUAAAAUCGGAUAAAAUCGAUUUGCUCCAGUUUCACUGGCAUGAUUAUAAUGACGCACAAUAUAUCCGCGCCCUUCAACUCCUCCAGAACGACGAGCGCGUGGCAGUGCUGGGUCUAUGUAAUUUUGACACGAAGAGAAUGGAAGAGGUUAUUGGUGCUGGUGUGAAGAUCGCCACAAAUCAAGUGCAGUUCUCACUCAUCGACACUCGGCCAAAGUACGCCAUGGCAGAAGUAUGCGAGAAGCAUAACAUCAAACUUCUCACAUAUGGGACAUUGUGCGGCGGCUUCCUCUCCGAAAAAUGGAUCGGAAAAGAUGAGCCAGAUGCAUUUGGCGCAGGGAUGACUCCCAGUCUGCGAAAGUACCUCGAAAUGAUAAACAUAUGGGGCCCCUGGUCCCUCUUCCAAACCCUCCUCAAAACCCUCUCCACCAUCGGCCGCAAACACAAUGCAAGUGUCUCCGCGGUAGCGAUACGGUGGGUGCUCGACUUCAGCUACGUGGGUGCCGUACUUGUUGGAGCACGCAUGGGUGUUAGUGAGCAUACGGAGGAUAACUUGGCGGUGUAUGAGUGGCACUUGGAUGCGGAGGAUAAGAGAAUGCUGGAGGAGGUCCUGUGCCAGAGCCGAAGGGGGGAAAUAUUUAGGGAUAUGGGAGAUUGUGGGGCGGAGUAUCGGAGGUGAAUUAAAUGUUCUUUACAAAGCUUAUUAGCUAUUUAGUAACAAGCCCAGCAAGUUUGGGAAGUAUAUGUAGGGAAGUGAGGAAGGUAUGCGGUGCCAGAUGAAAGAGAAAUACGCUUGUAUAAAAAUAAAGGUCGUUUAGGAACACCUCUAUUAAACAGGAGCAAGAGCGACAACAAUAAAAAAAAAAAAUUUCAAUCUCGGCAUGUACCGUAGCCCAACCCUAAAAGAACGCUCGGAAGAUCCCUUCUAGUAAAAUGUAAUCCCCAAAAAGAGGAAAGCAUUAAACACAGGAACCAUGAUGUAGGACGGUGCAAAAAAGAAUAACUUGAUUGCAAUUUCCCC
Molecule: messenger RNA, 1752 nt
Organism: Blastomyces gilchristii SLH14081
Lineage: Eukaryota; Fungi; Ascomycota; Eurotiomycetes; Onygenales; Ajellomycetaceae
Product: aldo/keto reductase
Exons: 7
Coding region: 385-1410 (341 amino acids)
Molecular function (GO): oxidoreductase activity
Source: RefSeq, a predicted model, not a curated record